AUUCAAGCUCGUUAUCCAUCUUUUUGGCGCUAUACCUCGUAGGACAGGGCUAACGAAAUUUAACACUUUUUGCUAAAUGUUGAGGGCCAUUAAAUUUCAACUUUAGCAUUUCCCAAGUGAAAAAGAAAUUUACUGUACAUCCUUAAUUCUUGCCUUUUCCCUUUGUUUUGUUGAAUAAUUCUCCUUAUUUUUUUGAGAUGACGACGGAUAUUAAAAAGCAGAAGAAAAAUGUUAAAGUAGACGGUGUCGAAGACGAAGGUUUCAAGGAAGAAACUGAAAAAAAGACGACUUCUGCAUCAAAUUCGUCUUCAGAGGACGAAGAUCAAAAGAAGGAAGCUCCUCCUAAAACCUUUAGAGAAUUGGGCGUCAUUGAAGAAUUGUGCGACGCUUGUGAGAAAUUAGGCUACAAGGACCCCACUCCUAUUCAACGUGAGGCCAUUCCAACUGCAUUGAAUAAACGAGAUGUGAUCGGACUUGCCCAAACAGGAAGUGGUAAAACCGCUGCGUUUGCUAUCCCUGUAAUCCAGGAAUUAUGGGACAAUCCUAGCGCUUAUUACGCUGUUGUGCUUGCCCCUACUCGAGAGCUGGCUUACCAAAUUUCUGAACAGUUUGAAGCAUUGGGAGGUGCCAUUGGUGUUCGAAGCGUCGUUAUUGUAGGUGGAAUGGAUAUGGUUUCUCAAGCAGUUGCUUUGUCCAAAAAGCCACAUAUCCUUGUUUGCACUCCUGGACGUUUGAUGGACCAUUUGGAAAAUACCAAAGGAUUUAGUCUGCGAAACCUAAAGUAUCUAAUUAUGGAUGAAGCUGAUCGUCUAUUAGAUAUGGAUUUUGGACCUAUCAUUGAUAAAUUUUUAAAAGUCAUUCCCAAAGAAAGACGAACUUUACUUUUCUCUGCAACCAUGACCAGUAAGGUUGAGAAGCUUCAACGUGCUUCUCUUCAUAAUCCUGUUCGAGUUGCCGUUUCUUCCAAGUUCUCCACCGUAGAUACCUUGAUUCAGCGUUACUUGUUUUUUCCUUUUAAGCAUAAAGACACUUAUCUCGUUUAUUUAGUUAAUGAGCUUGCUGGCAAUACCAUCCUUGUCUUUGCACGCACAGUACAUGAUACCCAAAGAUUGGCAAUUUUGUUGCGAUCUCUCGGAUUCAGCGCAAUUCCUCUUCACGGUCAAUUGUCUCAAAGUAAUCGUCUUGGUGCCUUAAACAAGUUCAAAUCUGGCUCUAGAUCGAUUAUGGUUGCUACAGAUGUAGCUGCUCGUGGUUUGGAUAUUCCGCUUGUUGAUGUCGUUGUCAACUACGAUAUUCCAACUGACUCAAAAGCAUAUGUUCAUCGUGUUGGUCGUACUGCUCGUGCCGGACGUGCCGGUAAAUCUGUCGCUCUUGUAACUCAAUAUGAUUUGGAACCAUUCCUUCGUAUUGAGGCUGCUAUUGGUAAAAAAAUGCAAGAAUAUGAGCAUGAGAAGGAUGCAGUAUUCUUAUUAUCGGAGCGAGUGGAUGAAGCACAGCGAGAGGCUGCCAUUCAAAUGAAGGAACUGCAAGAUAGGAGGAGGUCCAAAAAUAAUUUUCGUGCAAAGCGCAAGCAUGAUGAUCUUGAUCGUGAAGAACAAGUCUCUUAGAUUAAAGGACGCAAGGCUUGAAAAAAAAAUUUUUUUUUGUUAAAAUGAAAAAAAGGAAAGAAUAAAAAGGACAGGUUUUGAAUCCUUAUUUUUUGGAUACUAUGGUUAUGUUAAUAAUAGGAAUAGAUCAUAUACAUAAUUUUCAGGUGCGUGGAUUGGUAGCAUAAGAAAGUAGGAUACAAAUCAUAACCGUUGCUUCGUGUAUGAUAAUUUCCGUAUACGCUCAACAUACAUGCGUAUAAAACUUGAUUUAUUAUUGAUAAUUGAUUCUAUGAAUGAGGAUGACUUUGGGAAAUAUAUAUAGGACAAAGAAAUAUAAAUUAGGAGGGAAAGAAUAAACAAAAGAAAGAUUCAAUCUCUGCCAUACAUGGAUUUUAAUUUAGGAG
Molecule: messenger RNA, 1993 nt
Organism: Schizosaccharomyces cryophilus OY26
Lineage: Eukaryota; Fungi; Ascomycota; Schizosaccharomycetes; Schizosaccharomycetales; Schizosaccharomycetaceae
Product: ATP-dependent RNA helicase Rrp3
Exons: 2
Coding region: 198-1607 (469 amino acids)
Molecular function (GO): RNA helicase activity; ATP binding; nucleic acid binding
Source: RefSeq, a predicted model, not a curated record